AAUGGCGUCGAGAUUUCAGUGGAAAAGACUGGUGUGUGGUGUUGAGUGGCGUAACUUAUGAGCAAAAGUCUGAUGCUGCCACGGUAGUGGAACUUCAUAAGGAAUACAACUAUCUCGGGAUCGACGUGAUAAGUGUGCUGUGGCGUAAAGGCACUCAUAUUUAGGUGGACCACGCUAGUACAUGGGGCGCCUAAUUUAUGGGAGGCAAAAAAUCUCCUACAUGAACCCACUAGGGCGCUACAUUCAAGUGAUUAGAAACUUUUGUGAUUCUGUGACAUUUGUUUUAGGAGCAGGUGUGGUAGAUCGUAAAUGUCGCUAAUAUAUGAGAAUGUUGUAUAUGGAGCAAAACUAAAUUCUAUUUCCAUCGGUGACUUGGAUUUCUUACGCAGCGACAAUGGACAUUUUACCGUGCUCGUUUAACUGAAAUGCAAGAUUAUAGAUAUCUAACAAAUGCAAACUUAGUGUCACAAGCAGCGUCUAAAGUGAUAUUAACAUACUUUUAUUAGAAAAUAAUACUUUAUCUAACCAAAAGUAAUAAUAAAACUAUGAACCUUUUUCCAUAACAAUUACUAAAAGCAUAGAAAUAAAAAUUUUAGAAUAUGUGAACUAUUUAGAGACCUUAUAUACUUGAGUAAAUCAGAUAAUAAAUAAUAAAAAUAUUUUAAAAUCAAUGUGUGACUAAUAUUUGACAUAUUAGAUCUUUGUAUGAUACCUCAUUCAUGCGCAGAAUAUGAAUGUUCUCUAACAUACAGAAGGUAAAACUCCGGAAUUAAAUACAAAAGUCUAAUUACGGUAAUUUCAAUAUUUUAGGUAUUUAUGAAUAUGAAUUUAAAGUAAAUGUAUAAUACUUGUAGUAUUUCUAAAAAAGAAAAACAUAAAAUUGACGGUGAUAAUAUUCGUUAGAGGAAAAACAAAACAAAGAAUAUUGAACAAAAUUAUUAUAAUACCAACUAAGAAUAUUUUGUGAGUUAAUUGUGUAAAAAAAGCACAAAAUAAUAAGAAAAAAAAUCAGAAAGAAGUUAGGUGAAAACAAGAGUAGUUAUCGAAUACCAACGUGAUUUUUGUUGCCGGAGACAAACUAAAAAAAAAAACAAGUGGUCAAAUGAAAUAAUCGAUCGUAUAUAAAUGUAUCAAUAUUCGAAACAAUGAAGACCAAAAAAGGAGAUUCAGUGGAGACAUCUGUCGUCGAUGUACGAGACGAUUCUGUGAUAUUCAACGUUAGUUUUAAUGCAAUUAAAGUAGGCAUGAUGACAAGAAUGGGACCAGAUCCGUCCUUUAAGGGCUUUGUGGCGAGACAUCACAAAUUUACACUUAUCCUAAUCGAUGACGGUUCUUCCAUUGGUUUUUUCUGCAACAUGGGUAGCAUUUUAUUUCACACCUGGAUUGGAAAUAUGACUGCAGUUAUGUGCACAAAGGUAUUGGCUAGACGACCAAGGAGUAGUUGUGCACUUCCAAAUUUUGUGGUUACAUCUUUAUAUGACAAUUUAGCUAGUACAUAUAUGAUGUGGAGUUAUAUAGCAUAUAUUGAUGGUUACAUAUAUAUAUGUAAAAUUUGCUAUGAUCAUUGCCAUAACGCUAUAAAGAAUGCAUUUGGCAACCUGUUCGAGUGCCGGCCGAAAGUUAUAGCAUCAUGUAGUAGACAAGACAAUGGUGCUACAUCAGACAUUCCAGACUAUGUGCCCUACGAUCGAUUGUGUGCCUGGGUGGCACGUGAGAGACAUUUGCCUAUUAGGCACUUACGUCUGUGUGGUGGCGGCGAGGGUGCGAUUAACGCUAGCGGCUGGGGAAGCCCUUCUGCUGCAGUUACGAGUGCCUCAACCAGUGCUAGUGCUGCGAAUGCCAUCACAGCUUCACCCUCCGUACCAUCCCAUGUCACAUGGAGUGCAACGGCAACCGGAAAAGCGCCAAAAAAUCAAUUGGAACAACUAAAUACGAUGCGAGAAGCGCUGUUUGCACAGGAUGGCUGGGGAUGUCAGCAUGUAAAUCAAGAUACGCAUUGGGAUGUACCCACAUCCCCAGAGCCUGGAACAUCUAAAGUCGAAACCACGCCAACGGUAUCAACUCCACCUGCAUGGAAGACAGCUGUGAAUAAUGGUACGGAUCUUUGGGAAGCUAAUCUACGAAAUGGUGGCCAGCCGGCUCCACAGCCCGUUACUAAAACUCCCUGGGGACAUACGCCAUCUACAAACCUCGGCGGUACAUGGGGCGAAGACGACGAUGCGGCGGAGGGCGGCAAUGUGUGGACAGGCACAUCCGCCGUAGCAUCAGCGACACCCCAAUGGGGUAGCGCGGCAACCAGUGGCUCUAGUGGUGGCAUGUGGCAGCAAUCUGCAGCAGGGUGUGUCCCGAAAAAAGAGGGUGAUUGGAAUAGCGGAGCAGCUGGUACAUGGCAAGAUCCUCGUGAAAUGCGUGGUGCACAAUUAUCGGUUGACCCACGAGAGAUACGUGCUAACAGCGCCGAUCCACGUGAUUUACGUAUCAUAGACCCUCGCGAACAGAUUCGUGACAUGCGUGGUGACCCACGAGGGAUAAGCGGACGACUUAAUGGAGCAUCGGAGAUGUGGGGUCAACAUCACGCUAUGGCAACAGCUGCGGCUGCUGCAGCUGCUGCAGUACAAGUUCAUAUGCCUCACAAUAAGAUGGUUCCACAGAGUCAAGGAGCAGCACAAUGGACUGUAGGAGCGGCGGUACCACCAAAGCAGGAUAUGACCCUGUCAACUGUAAAACCAUCAGGUUGGGAAGAGCCUUCUCCUCCAGCGCAGAGACGAGCUGUAGGUAAUUUUGAUGACGGUACAUCUUUAUGGGGUCAACAAGGCGCAACAAGACUUCCUGGUGUAUCGCAUUGGAAAGAAGCAGCAGAUAUACGCGGUAAUGCAAUGGUGAGGCCGAGUGCCAGUGCUGCUUUAGGACAACGCGUUACUAAAGAGAGCAUAAUGUGGCGAAACGGAUCAUGGGAUGAGGGUAAUACUGCAUGGGAUGAAAAAACUCCAACACAGGCUGGAGCAUGGGGUGGAGAUUCUUGGCAAAAAAACAAGCCUAAUAUGUGGCCAGAGGGCGAAAUAGAAUGGAACGCAGCGAAGACAACUUCUAAAAUAUCCACUGCACAGGUCGAUCUCAUGCGAAAUAGCAAACAAUUGCGCAUUCUCCAAGAAAUGGGAUUUAAGAAAGAGGAAGCAGAAGUUGCCCUCAGGGUGACGAACAUGAAUGUGGAUGAGGCACUAGAAAUGCUAAAUCAACAACGGGGUGCUGUAGAACCGUGGCGUCGUCAUGAUGAGCACAGCGGCUCCUUUGAUCCAACUUUUCCGGGUCGGUUUCCUACCAACCAGGCCACUAUGCAAUUUCCACCAACGUCAGCUGCCAUCCUUAACAAUAUGUCAUCUAUUCAACCGCUUCAAGUGCAGAAAUAUUUACAAGGCAGUCAUACAAAUCCACCACCUCCAGGAAACGGUGCUUCCUUUGCGCAGACACAACCACCUCCACCGCAAAGUAGCGGACAACCGUCCACUCAACAGUUACGUAUGCUCGUUCAGCAAAUUCAGAUGGCAGUGCAAGCGGGGUACCUAAAUCAUCAGAUUUUGAAUCAGCCGCUUGCCCCCCAAACACUACUGUUACUUAAUCAGCUACUGAACAAUAUCAAGCAACUUCAGCUGACCCAAUCAAACAUGACGUCGCGUAGUGGUAUGAAUGGUUUACAGCAUAGUGUAGCUGUAACAAAACUGAAGCAACAAAUAUCAAAUCUACAAAAUCAAAUUACGGCACAGCAAGCAAUUUACGUGAAACAGCAACAAAGUUCUCAUGCCAAUGCCGGUGACUUUGUAUUAAGGACACCACAUGAUCCAAUUGUAUCACUACAGGGAAAUUUUUCUGAAAUAACUCUUAAUAAGGAUCCGCAACCAUAUCAAGCCACAAUGACACAGCAAAGCCGUCUUAACCAAUGGAAAUUGGGUGCACUGGAGAAGGAAAGUGAUGCAACUGAUUUUUCACGUGCUCCAGGAACUACAUCCAAGCCAACAAUGUCGACCGCAAGUUCUACUAUGAGCAGCCUUGGGCUUCAAGGCGAUGGUACUUGGUCAACUGGUCGCAACGUAAAUGAUGGCUGGCCAGACGGAGGUGCAAUCGAGACAGAAAAUUCGAAAGAUUGGUCAACGGGCCAAACCUCACCGUCGGCCGCCUUUACUGAUCUCGUGCCCGAAUUUGAACCGGGAAAGCCAUGGAAAGGCACCCAAAUGAAGACCAUCGAAGAAGACCCUAGUAUCACUCCAGGAAGUGUAGCAAGGUCUCCACUUUCAAUAACAGCGAAAGAAAGCGACUUAUUUACAGGUAGCAGUAAGACGUCACCCACAGAUAUGCAACCAAUUAGCCUAUCUUCAUCAACAUGGAGUUUCCACCCUUCAACAUCGCAGCAGAAUUUCACGUCUACUGCAAAAUUAACUACGAAGAGCAAUAGUUGGAACGAUCACAUGGGACAACCACCGCAAACAACUAGUGAGCUAUGGGGUGUACCUGUAUCUAAAGCCUCACGUGGCCCUCCGCCAGGUCUAGGUGCUACUAAAGGCACUGUAGGCAGUACUACAUCCAACGGUUGGGUACCGAGCUCGCUGUCACGUGGAAUUGGUCAACAAAACUGGCCCAGCAAUAACUGGGGUCAUUCUACUUGGCUUCUACUCAAAAAUCUUACGCCACAAAUUGACGGUUCUACGCUAAGGACAUUGUGCAUGCAACAUGGUCCGUUGCAAAAUUUCCAUAUGUAUUUAAACCACAGCAUUGCUCUAUGCAAGUAUUCUAGCCGUGAGGAGGCACAUAAAGCACAAGUAGCACUAAACAAUUGUGUGCUGGGCAACACAACGAUCUGCGCCGAAUCACCGAGUGAGAGCGAAGUUCAAAAUAUCUUACAACACUUAGCCCUGCCCGCAGCGUCAUCUUCACAGACUUCCGGUACAACCGCCAGCACCAGCGUCUGGCGUCCCACCAAUCAACCUCCCACCGCUAGAAAUUCAGCUCCCAAUGACACUUGGGGCACGGGGUCAGUGUGGACGCAGAGCAGUGGUGGUAACAAUCUGUGGACACCUCUUGAGACUGGGACUGAGCGGGGAACACCGUCAAACCUGAAUUCAUUCCUCCCCGAAAAUCUUCUGGGCGGCGAACUGAACUGAGCUGACAUCGCACCUGCGUAAAUAUAGCCCAUCAACAUGAAAAUUUAAGGUAUAUAUUUUUAAAACAAAUUUAUAUGAAUAAUAUAAAAAUAAAUGAUGUGAAUAGAAGAUCAUCAUUUCAUGUCUUGUCCUUCCUGGAAAUUGUGUGUAUUAUUUUAUAUAUUUGUUACUCUCAAUUAUUUGAUAUGGUAAAGCGAACUUAAAAAGUUAUAACUAUAUUUAGUUUUUAGUACCGAGAAAUUUAGUAACAAACAGCAAAAGGAAACUUUAUAUAAAUGAUCGUUAGUUAAAAUAUCUUAUUCGCAUGUAUAUACAUUAUAUUUGUCAUAAAAAAGAAACUAAAUAAUUUAGACUUCAAUAAAGUCUGUAAAAAAUAAAGUAUUAUUUGAAUUAAAAGGAUAUGUGAGAUAAUAGAGUGUAUGGUGAAUCCAUACUAAAUAUAGAACACUUAAGCUAAAUAUAUUAUCUUAUGACGUGGAAAUUAUAAUUGAAAGAGUGUAACAUCUGAAGAAAUCUUGAGUAAGAUUGAUAAUAAGAAUCAAUAAGUAAAUUAAGCUAGCAUAAGCAUUUUUGUGUGCAGUAGAGGAAGAAGUCAAAUAAUGACUAAACAAUCAUUGGCCUUAAUGUGAUAACUGUGUGGUUGAAAACCAACUCCCCAAAGCCUUUUAUUUGUGUCUCUUAUUUAUAAAAAAAAUUAAGGGUGAAAUGAAAGAAAACAAAAUAAAAAGAAUUAGUGUAAAAAAUGUGCACUGAAGAUACUAAUAUUACAAGUAAUUCAUAUGGGUGAAAUUGUGGAGUAUGAAAAGACGUUUUGAUGUUUCAAACUAAUAAUGCAAAAAUUCAUACCUUUAAUAAGUAUAUAUAGUUUUAUGAUUUAAAAACAAAUUGAGAAAAAAAUAUUUCCUUUAGUAUUUUUAUAACAAUUAAUAAUAUGAAUAUUAUGUGAAUGGAAGUCUAGACAAAACGUUUAGAAAAGUCAAACAUUCGCAAUAUGAAAGGUUAUAUAUAUGUAUAUAUAUAUAUAUAUACACAUAUAUAUAUAUAUAUAAACUUUUUUAUCAUUCAAAACCAAGUUAAUUGUUCAUACAAGAAGCUCAAUUCUCUAUUAUGGAGAUAAAUGUAAAAAUUUAUGCGGCUUAAAUCGAGAACAAUGGAAAACAGUGAUCGACAUAUAGCCUAGCUAUAUUUUGAAAAAUCAUGUGGAAAGUGGAAUCAUUUUUUGUUUAUUGACUUCGCGGUUUAAUUCUCUUUUCAUAUGUAAAAACUGAAAUAAAAUUGUGAUCUCCCAUUUAUAAUUGAAUGACAAGAAAAAAUGUCAUAUAGAAGGUACAGGUUAAAUGGAGCAUGAAUCAUGAUAAGUACAUAACGGAAGAGAUGUGCGCAAUUCGUUGUCUUCCCAACCAUGACUAAUACCAGAAAAAUAAUAAAAAUUAACGACUUAUCAUAUUUAUUAAAUUGAAAUAUUAUCUGCGAAUCUAACUUUAUUAAAAUGGGACCUUAGUAAAUAAUUCUUAAUAAUAUCGUUUAGGACAAAAAAUACUAGGCGACUUUUCCCAUGAUAAAAUUGUAGCAAGAAUAUUUGUCCCAAUAAUUUCACUAAUAAGUUUGUAAGAAUUUUAAUUUAUCACACAUCUUUAAGAAGCGCGUUUUACUCUUUUUGUACUUUAUAAAUAUACACAAUCUUCAUUACUACUACCUUUUCAAUAUGAAAAGGAAUGUGAGAAUGAGAUAUAGUGGUUCAGUUACUAACUCUCGACACUACCAUCGUAUUAUCGAGUCCAUCUUAGGUUCAACUGUUUGGAAAUAUUUGGUCACCGAAUAGUGCAAGGAAAUUAAACCUUUCGAUAGCAACAAUGUAAACUUCCAUGAUGUAAAAAUUGUUAAUAUCGAAGGUUUUAAGAGAAACACACACUUUAGUGGAAUUGUUUCUUACUUGUUUCCUUUAUUUAUGUGUCGCUCCCAUUAAGGCACGAAAUGUAAGCAACAGGGUGUAGAGAGGAGUAGAAAUUUGAGCUGUGUCGUUACAAAUUACAAGUAAACGCUGAGAAGUUCACACAUAUUGUCAUUGAGGGACAGAGCGUCUUACGCCACGUUCUUUGGCGAUCUUCCACCAAUCUUCUGUAGCUCCGCAGCACUCCCGGUUGUCCCAACGCCUUGUGCACCACUUCUCUCCAAGUCGUUCAGGACUGUUCUUUCAGUCUGGUGCCCUUUAAUCAAAUUUCAAUAUUUUUUGGCUUUCUUUUGUCUGGCAUACUAUGAAUGUGAUCGGACCAGCUGAUUUGGCGCUUCUGAAUGGUGCUAACUAUGUUAUGCUCCUUGAUGAUUUCUCACACUGAUGUUUCAUACUUAUGAGAAAAUUCCGCAUUUCUCGGAUCCAAUAGACAGCCGUAAAGCCGAGUUAAUAUAGGUCUCUUAAAGACCGUUAGCGCUUGCUAAUCAACUUCAACUAACAAUGGGCCUCGACACAGUUCUACACAUUGUAAUUUCCUGUAACACGAACGACACAUCUUUUUACCUAUCUUUUCUUUACUGCUGAGUCUAGACAUUUGAAACUUUUGUCGAUCUGAUAAUUUGAAUCAUCAACCAAGACAUUCUAGUGUAAAUUCUGUGCUACUGUAUCGGUCACCAUGUAUUUCGUCUUCUGCUGUUUGACUUUAAAACUCAUGGUUUUCGAUUUGACAGCCAAUUUGACUAAGGUUACAUUGUCCGCCACCCCUUUGUGACCCAUUACAUUAAAGUCAUUCACAUAUGUGAAAAUUUAGAAUUACUUAUACUGCAUGCACUUUUGUUGAUUAUUCUCGGAAGAUCUCAUUACAUGUUCAAGGGUGAGAUUGAACAUGACGUGAGACAAUACAUUCCCCUGCCGUAGAUCAAAAUGUACAAACAAAAUAACCGAUACUGCUGUCACUGCAUUUUUACGACUGAAAUAUCGUCAUUUUUACCAACCUCAUCAGUUGCGGUUAAAUUCCAAAAUAUUGAAAGGCCACCCACAGUCUGCUUCUGUCUUUUUUUGUCAUGCGCCUGUUUGAAGUCUACAAACAACUUGUGCUGCGUUAGGUAAUAUGCCCAGUAUUUCCCCCGUGCCUGACACACAUUAAACAACUCGAUCUAUCAGCACAUAAAUCCGCCUAGUAUUCUCAAAACGUCUUCGCGGCGAACGACAUCAACCUAUUAAAUAGCACCAUAAAAGUUCUAUCGCUUUUAUUCUUAUUACUCUUGUUUAUUCGUAUAUUCAUGGCCAAAUUCCAGUCGUUCGACAUCCUCUUGUGAGUCCACACCUAACGGAUGAGCUUAUGAAUGCAAUUGUAUAGCUCUAAACUCUCUUAUUUCACCAGCUUGAUCAGAACAAUGUACUCGCCGGGAGCUUUAUAGUAUUUCAAGUCCUUUUUAGUAGUCAGAUAUUAUUUAUAUAAUCAUUAUUCACAUGUUUUUAUUCACAUAAAAAACCUAAAAUUGAAAUUUAGUAGGAGAUGAGUAUCAUAGAAAUGUUUUAAUUUACUCAGAGUAUUUAUGUUUUAAUCGCCUUCAGUAAAGAAUGUACUUAACAAAAAAGAACGAUGUGACAGACCAAGUUUAAACUAUCUUUUGAGGCACGUAGAUAACGUCUGUUAGUUGCAUUAUGUCUCUGGUUUUCCUCGAUUUGCGCUAAUACAAUAUGGUUGCGAUAAAAAUAUAAUACAAAUUUGUACAUUUAUCCCCCGGGGUUGUUCUUUGGUCCGCUUAAACUGCAACGGAACACUCCGUAACGAGUUUUAGCGUAAAAGGUAAACAUUAAGCUCCGUCAACAUUUUUAUCAUUUUCUUCUCGGAUCACCUGAACUUUGCACAAAGCACAAGUUGAAAAACGAUUGCUUCCUGCAAAGUUUCUGUUAACUCUGAUAUUGACCUGUUUAAAACUUAGCCUUCUGACCAAAUUAUUUAACAAAAAAGGCUAAAAUCUACACAAAGACGAACCGAUUAAAUUUAAAUAAAUUUUGCAUUUAUUUUUAUUUUCCAGUGAUAUAUAAAAUUCAAUUUUUUUUACUGCAGGUUCUUUCAAAUUGCUUCAUGUUUCCUUACAUAAUUGUGAAAAUUCUAUUUGUUAUAAUGAAAGAAAUAGAAUUUGGAUAAAAUAUUAUACGAUAACGUAUUCAAUGAAUUUUACAAUGAUUAAGAAAACUAAAUAUGCGCUCUAAGAUACAUUUACAGAACUCUAAAACGAUGUUCAUAGCAACUUUACAUGACGUGUCAAGUCGGACAGUGUCCCAAAUAAGGCUAUCUUUCCACGAAAAAGUCGAUGAAAAAUUUCAAUUUUUCGGGAAUUUUUUCUGUUUGUAUUUGAAAUGUUUAUGAUUAAAGAAAUAUUCGUAAUGAGCCAAUUGAAAAAUGUGUAGCUAAUAUAGAGUAACAGCGUCUACCGUAAUAUUGUUUUAUCAGUUCGCUAUUAUCUUUGAAAAUUGGUUUAGAAUAUUUUCGAAAGAUUUUUGGUCAGUAUCGCAACCAGAAUCAUUCAAACACUAAGCAAACUGUAACCUUUAUUCUUCACUUACAUAAACUUGGGUUCAUUUUUGGCCUAUAUACUCGCUCUACGCGACACAAGAGACUAGAUUUCAGUAGACAUCGUGAAUCACUUGAUCACUACUACACCUUAAGUUUUUAAGUGAGACUAUUCCGCAUAUCAUUUGUAUUCUGUUCUUUUUUUCUAGUCAUGUAAUUAAUAUUUCUGCACUUUGGAAGAUAGAUGGUUCAGUAAAACCUAUCAUGAGAAUUUGUUUUUUGAACUAAACGAUUUGGCCGAUAUAUAGGGAAGUUCAAAAAAAUUGAACUAUGAGAACCCAUGAAACAAGUCGGAAGCUAAGCGAUGUUUAGCUAUUCUUACAUAAGCCGUACUUAAUACUUUUUUUUCGCAAGGAUGCCCUUCACACCAUGUUGGCUAGUUGCAUUCAGCAACGAAGUCUAUUUUCUUUGAGACUAACUCUUAGACGCAGUAACGACUCUAUGAAAUAAUUUUCUUUUGGGUCUUGUGUAGUUUGAUUUUAUAAUAUUAAUAUCUUUACUUGUUUUGCUUCCAUAUCAUCGCAUCAUUCAUUAUUAGAAAGCAUGACGUAUAUGAUGUAAAAAAGAAUCUUUUCUACAACUCUUUGAGAAUUGGAAAUCGACAGUCAAAAGUCGAUGAAAGCUAUGGUAAGUUACAUAGUCAUGUAUACAAAGGCUGUGAAAAUUUAUAGUUCCAAUUCUCAAGCCUCACUUAUAAAUUCAGUAAUAGUAUUUUUAAAAGGGCAUAUAAAUUAUUCAGUAUCUUGUUUAAUUUUAAUCAUAACAUUAAUAAUGUUUAUUAUUGUUUAAUAUAAUCCUUAUGAUAAUUUCUAAAAUAUUUCCUAAAAUUUUAUAUAGUAUUGAAUGGUUCACAUUAUAACGAUCCAUUUCUUUGUAAUAUUCAAAUCGGGACAUUAAUAAACUCCUAAUUUAAUAUAUUGCAGACUUCUUAAAAUUAGUCCAAUAAUAUCAUCGAAUGUAACCAAAAUUAAUUAAAAAAAAAUAUAUAUAUAUUUUUGGUUUAAAUUUUGAAAUAUUUGAAAUAGUUUCAUCUUUUCUCUACUUAAAUUAUUCUUUUAGUUAACUUUUAACAUUGUGAUCAAAUUUUUUUGAUAAUUUUGAGUUGAUGUAACCACCCGGAUUUUUUUUCGAUUUUAGAACGUGACAUUUUUUAUAUGAAAGAAUUUUAUUCUUUUUUCUUCUAUAUUUCUUCCCUUUUUAUUCUAUGUAUAACAUUACCAUGAUUUAAAUGAGACGAUUCUAAACGCUUAUGCUUUACUUCCAAUCACUGCACACUUUUUCUGAUUUAUGAUAAAUAGAUAUAGGAGUAUCGUUCUUCUAUAGGCUCAGAAUUAAAUAAUGAAUGCAUUUAUAUAUCUCUCACACACAAACACUAAUAUAUGUUUAUAUAAUGAUUGUGAAACCAAUGGUGAGGCGCCUUCUCUGUUCCUAUAACUCAUUAAAUGAAGAAAAUAAAAUAAUAGGCAUGUAGCGGAAAACACAGAGAAAUAGAAUGGAGCGAUGAAAACACAAGAUACAAAAAAUAUAUGUCACUGGGCACUAGGCAAUAAGUCGUUUGCGCUUAAGGAAUCAGAAGGAGGGAAAAACCUCAAAAAUAAAGAAACACGGUGAAAAUAGGAUACAAGUGAAACAAAAUACACAAAAAGAAACCUUAUGACUGCUAUUUGAAUUUAAAUAUUAAGAGUAUGUAAGUCAUCUCAAAAUGAAGUUGUAGAAUUUAUUAUAGAAAAAUAUUAAUAUAUAAAAAAAAAUAUAAGGAUGACUAGGUAAGAAAUUUGAAAGAAAAAUGGUAAAAUAUUGAAAAUAGAAUUAGUUAUCGGUGUAGUUUUGAAAUAAAAAUGUACGUGGUAGAACAAAAAGAAGCAAAACAAGGAGUAGAAACUAAUGUGACCGUGAAAAUAGCUUUUUAAUUGUAUACAAGAAGAUAAAUAACUAGUUGUAUCUAUUGUUAUGUUUAAGCUUGACAUUUGUGACUUUUCCAGGGUUUGGGCGAAUAAUCAGUGAUCGCCACAGUUAAGAUGAUCUGUCAAUCCGCCAACAAGGCAACUAACUUUACUAAACUAAGACAAUUAUGGACAUGGAAAAAAUGUUAGACAGUCGAAACAAUAUAAUUAAAUGUCAUGCGAAGAUUUGAGGUAUAAUUUUAUCUAGAUAAGAUGAGAUUUAUGUUUACUAAUCCAAAAGCAACCAAGAACUAAAUAACCAAUAGACUUGAGUGAAAGUGCGUGAUAUGAAAAUUAAUAUUUUAUCACUUAGAAAAUAGAAUUAGAAUCAUGCAAGGAAAAAUAGAAGACGAUAGAAACUGACUAGACUACAUUAAGUCGAUUAGAUCUUAACAAUGAAGAACUCUAUUAAUAGGGCAGACAUGAAACAGAAGCUAUUUCAAUUAGAUUAUAAAACAUUGUUUAGAUGUAUGUAACUGAAGACAAGUGAGCACAGAAGUAUAACAUUUUGUAGCACGAGAGAUCUGUCAUAAAUCAUUAGCAGUAACGAAUCUCUCACCGUCUCGCCAAAAAAUUAAAAGUAAUAAAAUCUCGCCAAUAGUGUUUAAAAUAAAGAGUGCGAUAGGAAUAAUAACUAUAGCAACAUGUGUGCAGGAAUAAUUAAAACAUAUUAAGUUGCAAAAACAAGACGAAAAUAAGAAAGUAAUAAAAUAAAUAAAAUAAAAUAAUAAGGUGAACGGAAUAUAAUUUGCAACGGAAAAUAAUCAAUGUAUUUGAAUUAUACUCAUGGUGUUCUUCAGCAACAAAAAAUGCAACUGUAAUUAAUUACUGAUUAUAAAGAAAAUAAGAGAUGAAAAUAAAAUUUUAAUAAAA
Phlebotomus argentipes is the source of this 12504-nucleotide messenger RNA. It is a transcript of the gene gw, whose product is annotated as protein Gawky. The transcript has 14 exons. Gene Ontology annotation, biological process: positive regulation of nuclear-transcribed mRNA poly(A) tail shortening; miRNA-mediated gene silencing by inhibition of translation. Gene Ontology annotation, molecular function: RNA binding; protein binding. Lineage: Eukaryota; Metazoa; Arthropoda; Insecta; Diptera; Psychodidae. The coding region runs from base 1146 to 5153 and encodes 1335 amino acids. Gene Ontology annotation, cellular component: P-body; nucleoplasm. The record is from RefSeq and is a predicted model, not a curated record.